UCCGAUUCUGCUUUAUCGUCGUAUACUCAUGUUUUGUUUUUGCCAAGCUUGUUUUAGUGUGAAAUAUGGACAGCGUACGCUAUUUGUCUUACCAUCAAUGGAAAGAAAGUAAGGACGACGUAAGUGUCACUUAUCAUCAAAGACUACUAGCCAACGUCGAAGCUCUUGAGGCGAACGUCGGGGCGAUAGACAAGCUGAUAACUGGUUAUUUAGACGCUACAAAAGGUUUCUGUGGGGCUGGUUCCCAACUAGCGGAAGCCUUUUCAACGGUUUUGAAAGAAACGCCGCUUUUAGAGAUUUCUCAACAGCUGAAACAAGUCGUGGAGGAAAUCGAUCAUGUCGCUCAUAAGUCGAGUGUUCAUAUCACGAGUAGUCACAUUUUGGGAACGCUUUGCGAGUUCACAGCCACUUUGCCUGGUCUUAGACGAGCCAUUGAAGCGCAUAAGAGAAGCGUACAAAAUUACGAAUCGUGUCAAGAAAACUUGGAUUGGUUAGAGCGAGACGAUAGCUUUGUAAACAGUGAUGGAAAGCGACUCAAAACAACCAGACAAAGAUUCCGUGCUGCAACUGAAGAACUUACGAAUGAAGAAGAAAAGUUGUACAGAAGCUUUUCAGAAGUGGAGGAAAAUCGAGUUAAGAUGUUGGGAUCAUGUUUCCUUUCACUCUUACAAGUGCAGUCCCAGUUCUUGUCAUCAUCAGCUGACUUGACAACAUCAUUGGGUGGGUUCCAUGAGAUUGGUGACUAUCUGCGGGACAGAGAAGUCACCCUGGCUCUCAAAGAUGCCACUGCAACAUGGCUGUCACUUGCUCAAUCAAACCAAGCUUUGCGUCAAGGAGAGAUGUUGAGUAGGGAACAGUUGCAAUUCUUAACAUUGGGUGCUCAAGGAGAACUGGCUGAUCCAGAGAGAAAAGAACUGAUUUUGAAAGUCAACAAUUUGCUCAAGAAUUACAAAAAGGUGUUUAAUCAAGCUCCAACACCAGAAGCAGACAUACCUGCUGGCUUCCACAGGAAUCCCAGGGGAAUAGAGCUGGCUCUAAAGGGUUGCUGUAGUGAAGUGGAAGCAAUGGCUGCUGGUGGUGUCACAGAAGCUGUUACUGCUCAAGAAAUGGAACUGCAGAUUUUGAAGCAGAUUCCAAAAUUACAACUAAAAAUUGGUUAUGUGUUGACUGAAGUUUGCUCCUCUCCAAGUAAAGCCAAUGACAAUUACAAAUCUAAGCUGCACUGUAUCAGAGACCUGGUUAGUUCUGUUGCAAAGCAGAAUGACAUCCCUCUCAAUCGUGAUACCUUGGAUAUGUUUGUGCUGAUGGUGCUGUAUGAGGCCUGUUCUCCAGCAUGCAGUUCUGCAGCCAAAACAGCUGUACAGCUUCUGUUUGGCAAAGCCCAUUUGGUAACAACUAAACCAAGCAAAGAGAAAAACACUCGGCUGGCCCAAGUGUAUGUAAAAGGAACAUCCAUUCAUGUAGAGGUGUCCACCACAUGGAUAAUCACAGAAGACUCCUCCACCUUUGCUUGCUUGUCUAAGGACUUGGACUUUCCUUCUCCUCUGGGAACAGUUGAUGCUGUUUACACAUCCAAGUUUAGUUUAAUGGAUUAUUUAGAGGACAAAGAAAGGCCUUUACCUGCCAUUCAUGUUAAGCGUCGUAACCUUUCCAAGUCUCCACCCUUGUUGACCAAACUUGAUAUAUCACCAAAUCAUAAGCACAAGAGCUUCAGAAAGACUUUUACUAAAGCCACAUCCAAGAUAUUUUCUCGGAAGUCUGUGACAUCCAAAGCAGUCAAUAAUCUGAAUGCUGUGGUAGAUGCAAGCAAUCAAAAUGUUCUAUCUGGUGCUGGGGCUAAACAGGAGUUGUCAGGUUACCGCACAUCUGUUGCAUCCAGCACUGACACAGGAGAGGAACAUGACACUGACAUUGAUGACCCAGCUCCUCUUCCCCCACCACGCCCACGUCACUGGGCAAGAAGGGCCAAAGAACAAUCAAUGGCUCCUGAGAGUAUUAGUUCCACCUCAGGAAAGAUUGUUGAAGAGCUGAGCAAGGCUGAUGAUCCUUUGUCACCAAGUGAUUGGUCAAAGUCUGUUCCACAAUUUCCACUGCCGACUUUUAAAAGCACAAUGCCGUACUGUCAGAGUGAAUUGUCGCUUGCUUCUCAAGAAGAACUCACAGAUGUGAUAAACUUCCUUUCUGGUGCGCCAAUUAAACAUCGGCUAAUAUCAGAUGAUGAUGCAAAUCCAAGCAUGGCAGAAAGUCACAUGACUCCCAUAGACAGUGGCCUGGGAAGCAUUUACAGUGUAGCUUUAAGCAACAUUACUGUUCCUAGCUCUGCAACUGCAUGUCCAAAUGAAGAAACUGAAAAAAAGGAAACAUGCAACAAGAGUCAGUCAGAAACCAAGGAAAGGGUUAACACCCCAGUGCUUAAUUUGUGUGAGGGGGUUAACUCUUCCCAAGGAACGAUGGUCACCACAGAAACGCAGACCUCACCAUCAACUGAAACAUGUCCAGUUUUGUUUGUCAAAUCAGCAAAUGCAGACAAUGAAAGCCAACCUGAGCAAAACCAGCCGGCAAAGGAAGAUAAAGAAGGUGGUGUCAAAAAUCCAGUCCUAGAGUUACCACCAGAUAAUACGAAGUCAGAAAGUGAAAAUAAAACUGUUGAUGGUGCUGAAAAGAAGACCAACACUCCCCAGCCAGUGUUGCUAUCACAAACAAAGCAAGAUGGUAGUGAUUUGAGUGUUAAGAGUACCGACAGUGCCCCCUUAGCUGAUGCACCUACAUUGAGUAUCACAAUUAACCAGCAGGUAAAGCAAAGUAAGACUCCCAGCCCAGUUUUGGUGACAGUGAGCUCUGAUGAGUGUCCUGAUGAGAAAACAGUGACCAUCAGUGAGAGCCUUAGGAGUGUUUGGGAGAAUGCUAGCCCUCCAUCAGAUUCCUCUGACAUCAUUUCAGAGGGCUCACUGCUACAUAAGAAAGACAUACAUGGAUCACAGGACACUCUCUACCACAGCUGCUGGUCUCUGUCUGAUUUCCCAGGAAAUGAGAAAAAUGAUGAGGCUAAUGAAGAUGCCAAGAGUCUGAAUGAGAGUUUGCUGCCCAGCAAUUCAGGCCCAGGACUAAUGGACCUUGGUUUGAAGUGGUCCAGUUAUGGAAAUAGUAUCCAUGGCAACCCAGUAUGGGCCAACAUUCCCAGUGCUUCUGCAAGCAAUUGGAACCAGUCUCAGGAAUCCCUUACCGCUGAUGGAUCAGGAAGAGGAAAGACUGUGUUCUCUCUUGGACUGGGGAUUACUGGACCGGAUCUGCUAGCUGCUGCCCGGGGAGGAAGUUGUGAGGCAAUGCCUACGGAUAGUGUCUCCUUUAUACCUAAUGUCGGAAAGCCUUGGAGUGUGGAAGAUUUGGCACAGAAGGUAAACAAUCCUUGGUCCUCUCGAGAUUCUUCCCCUCCUCCGCUGUGGGCCAAGACGACAUCGUUAACGGAAGACACUCUGAGGCCUUCUCACCAUCGGCCUCCCCUUCCUCCGCAGCACUACAGCGACCCUUUCCUCCCAAGGGAGAACUGGUGGCCUCAGGGGAGGGGUGCUGUACCUUCAGGAUAUCCCCACCCCUCUUAUGCACGUUACCAUACAAACCUUCAGCGUCAACGUGCUUUUGACAAUAUGCCAUACGGAAAGCUAGGUACUUUGCAGCGAGGCCGCGGCACAGCGGGUGCACAGUCGGCGUUCCAACCGGUUCUAACAGGUUUUCGUAAGCAAGGUCAGCAGUUACCGCAAGCUCAUCUUCAGGUACCAUCUCACUACGGAGCAGGGCAUGGAACCCAAUACAAGUCAAAUCCCCGCUUUUAAUUCCGGUGAAAAUUGAGUAGAGUGACUAUUUUACGUUGUAAACUUUUUAUCUUGUUUUAGUAACUGAUGAAUGAUUUUUAGUUUUAUUCUUUAAUCUGUUCGGGGAGACCUACUCGAAUGACUGAUGCGUUAGAAAUACAACAACUUUGAAUCUGUACGCUAUGAGCCGGAAAAAAAUUUUUGCUUUGUCUCAUGGAAGGGAAAUAUCAACGUAUUGUCAAAAAGAGAGGGGAUUAAAAUGAAAAGAUAUAUUAACACCAAAUUGUUAGAACCAACUUUAUAAAAUAUGUUUGUUAUUUAGGAAAGAGAUAAAUUUUAAGAUAUUGGUGAUUAGAAGCGUUUAACAAAGGAUUACAUGUUGUAAGGAAUCAUUAAUUAGUUAUGGGACUUGACAUAUCUUUUGUAUUGGCUUGAAAUGCCAUAAUCUCGGAUAUCAUGAUUUGAUUGUUUAAGAGUUCAUACUGAUGUGUAAUAUUUGAAUGUUAUUUUUGGACAAAUGAUCUAUUAUUGUAUAAACAACUGGGAUUCAACUGAAAAGCAAGAUGUAAAUGUGAAGUAAAAAAAGCUUAUUACGGAUAGCAUCAGAUGUCAUUCAAAGUCAGGCUCGCAUGAAGCCUGUAAGAUGUUCAUCGAUUGCAUCUUUGUUUGUGAGAAGCCGCUGCCUUUUAAAGAGCUAUUUGGAACGCGGGCGCGCCACGUGGCUCAUAUUUGAUUUAGAUGUAACCUGUGAAGUAGGAAGUUAGGCAAGGCUCUUGUGCAUUGUGCGAUUUUCUUGUGAAAUCUGGGAAAAUCGUAUCUUGUCAUUGGCUGGUUUGAACUAUUUUAUUGAUUCAAAGAAGAAACUGUUUCAUAUUACUUAGCUGUAAUUGCGCCGAAAGCAAUCACUCUUUGUUCCUUUUGACAAAUUUAAUUUUUUUUAUUCCAUAUCCAUACAUGCACUAUGUGAUGGUAAUUUGUCAAAUCGUUUUUGCAAUAAAGCCUUUUCUUUCUUUCUUUUUUUAUCUUUGAUGCGACCGAGGCAUUGGUUAAAGGCUCAGUAAUGUCGCUUAGAUUUGAUGGUAGUCAUCGCAUUCGUGCUUGAUACAAGAGUAUAGGAUACUACUGCUGAGUGUCGUCAGAAGUUUUAAUUUUGUUACGGCCUAUGUCACAGACAACUCAUUUAUGAGUUUCCUGUAUUUAGUGCUUUGUUAUACCACAUGACUUUAUCCUAAUUUUUAUUGUAGAUUUAAUAGUUUUGACUUUCACUGAGCUUAUUUAAUCAGACACAAGUUUUAAUAUUUUAAUAUCUUAUUUUAAUGUCAAUGUUACUUUUGCUCCAGUAAUUGGGUAAAUUGCCUUUACUUUUGUAGAUCUCAGAAAUAAGAAGGUCGCGCUACUUUUGGUGACAUUUCAGUCGAUGGAUAGCGUGUAUUCAAAAUAACUAGCGUAGGAUUAUUAUUUAAAAAAAUCAAAUAUUACUUUGAAAGAUGUCGAGCAUUUGAUUUUCUUUGGCUGAACGACUAGAAGGACGUGCCAGUUUUAGUGACCUGGCCCUAAGAGGCGGCCCAUAGAAACCUGAUGGUAUGCGUUAUCCUUCAGAGUUAUAUCAUGAAAAA
Pocillopora damicornis (cauliflower coral) is the source of this 5425-nucleotide messenger RNA. RefSeq lists its product as uncharacterized. The record is from RefSeq and is a predicted model, not a curated record. Gene Ontology annotation, molecular function: CCR4-NOT complex binding. Gene Ontology annotation, biological process: Rac protein signal transduction. NCBI's taxonomy places the organism in Eukaryota, Metazoa, Cnidaria, Anthozoa, Scleractinia, Pocilloporidae.